Messenger RNA from Colius striatus (speckled mousebird), 6992 nucleotides. It is a transcript of the gene MTMR10, whose product is annotated as myotubularin related protein 10. The transcript has 16 exons. Lineage: Eukaryota; Metazoa; Chordata; Aves; Coliiformes; Coliidae. The record is from RefSeq and is a predicted model, not a curated record. Bases 616 to 2928 code for a protein of 770 amino acids.
AGCGAGUUCUCCGUAGAAGCCGGCCACGUUUGGUAACCCGAGUUCCCUGGCAGCCUGGUCCGAAAGAACAGCGCUGCCUGCUGCUGCCGCUACAAGAAGGGCCCGCACGCAGCGGCCAAAACGUUAGUUACGCGGCUGCUGGGGCAGGCUGCCGCCGGCCCGCGGCCGCUUGGGCCCUCCGCGCCGCCGUACGGAGGCCGCUCCCCCGCCCCCACGCUCCCCCCAACAUGGCCGUCCCGGCAGGGCCCCCCUCAGCCUGCCGCCCCUCGGGGCCGCUGCCGUCCGCCCGCCGCCGGCCGUAGGGAGGCGGGGGCCGGCCGGCGGCCGCCCUCGCGAGGAGGCAGAGGGAGCCACGGGGCCUCCAUGAGUUGCGGCAGCCCCGGGCCGGGCCUGCCCAGGCGGCUGACUCCUCCCUUGGGGAAGGAGGGUGCUGCUGGGGCCGCCCCCGCCGGGGCCGCCGCCGUGUGACCGUGAGCGCGCAGCCCUGAGCGGCCGUGAGGCGCCGGGCCUGAGCCGGCGGGCGUCGACACCCUGUCCCCGCAGGACAGGGCCUCCUGGGCCCGGCCCGGCCCACGGCUCCCUCCCCGUCCGCCGGGGUUCCCGCCGGCAACGACAAUGUUUUCUCUCAAGCAGCCCAAGCCCACCUUCAGGUCUUAUCUUCUGCCGGUGCCUCAGGUUGAAGACCCUAUAGCAUCAGAACCAAGGAUUAAAAAACUGGAACCAGUACUUUUGCCAGGUGAAAUUGUGGUAAAUGAAGUAAAUUUUGUAAGAAAAUGCAUCGCAACAGAUACAAGUCAGUAUGAUCUGUGGGGCAAACUGGUUUGCACUAACUUCAAGAUUUCCUUUAUUACGGAUGACCCAAUGCCACUACAGAAAUUCCAUUAUAAAAACCUUCUCCUUGGUGAACAUGAUGUCCCACUAACAUGCAUUGAGCAGAUUGUCACAGUGAAUGACACUAAGAGGAAGCAGAAGGUCCUUGGUCCCAACCAAAAGCUUAAAUUUAAUCCAACGGAAUUAAUAAUUUAUUGCAAAGACUUCCGUAUUGUCAGGUUUCGUUUUGAUGAAGCAGGUCCUGAAAGUGCAAAAAAGGUGUGCCUUGCAAUAGCUCAUUAUUCUCAGCCAACAGAUCUUCAGCUUCUCUUUGCAUUUGAGUAUGUUGGGGAAAUAUAUCAUAAUCCAGCAAAGAAGGUGAAUGGAAUAGACCCAGGAGGUGGUGGUGGUGGCAUCGGCAGUGCCAGUGGUCAGCAGACACCUUUGUUUGAAACUUACUCUGAUUGGGAUAGAGAAAUCAAAAGGACAGGUGCAUCAGAGUGGAGAGUUUGUUCAAUCAAUGAAGGUUAUAUGAUAUCUACUUGCCUUCCAGAAUAUUUUGUGGUUCCAUCUUCCUUAGCAGAUCAAGACCUUAAGCUAUACUCCUACUCUUUUAUUGGGAGACGAAUGCCAUUAUGGUCCUGGAAUCACCCUAAUGGGAGUGCCCUUGUAAGAAUGGCCAACAUUAAAGACGUGCUGCAACAAAGAAGGAUUGAUCAAAGGAUUUGUAAUGCAAUAACUCGAAGCCAUCCCCUGAGAAGUGAUGUUUACAAAUCUGAUCUGGACAAGUGUCUCCCCAACAUCCAGGAAAUCCAGGCUGCACAUAUCAAACUCAAGCAGCUGUGUGUUAAUGAGCCUUUUGAAGAAACAGAAGAAAAGUGGCUGUCUUCACUGGAAAAUACUCGCUGGUUAGAGUAUAUUAGAUCAUUUCUUAAGCAUUCUGCUGAGAUUGUGUAUAUGAUGGAGUGUAAGCAUGUUUCCGUGGUUCUGCAAGAGGAAGAGGGACGGGACCUGAGCUGUCUUGCUGCCUCUCUCAUCCAAGUCAUGCUGGAUCCCUAUUUUCGAACAAUUGUUGGAUUUCAAAGCCUAAUACAGAAGGAAUGGGUCAUGGCAGGAUACCAAUUUUUAGAUAGGUGUAACCACUUGAAGAGAUCUGACAAAGAGUCUCCUUUGUUCUUGAUGUUUCUUGACUGUGUUUGGCAGCUGCUAGAACAGUACCCAGCAGCCUUCGAGUUCUCUGAGAUGUACUUGACCAUCCUGCAUGACAGUGCACGUAUCUCACUGUUUGGCACUUUCCUUUUCAAUUGCCCUCAUCAGCGGGUGAAGGAAAGCACCGAAUUUGCCAUAAGCAAAAAUAUUCAGCUGGGUGAUGAGAAAGGCCUCAGAUUCCCUUGUGUUUGGGACUGGUCUCUGCAGUUUGCAAGCAGGGACCGCCUGCUCUUUCACAACCCUUUGUACAUUGGGAAGAGUGCACCGUGUGUACAGAACGGAGCUGUCAAAACUUUUAAACGCUCAAAGAAAAACUACAGCUCCACAUUGCGAGGGGUCCCCCCAGCACUAAAAAACGGCAUCAUCAGUGAGCAAGAGUUCCUUCCAAGAAGAAACUCUCUUAUACUAAAACUGAAACCAGACUUUUUGCAGCAAACAGAGAGUCAGAGUAACAGUAUGGAACAGUACUUCAGGGACUGGUUUGCAAAGCCCGUUGACUUGCACGGCGUCAUUCUGCCCCAUAUCUCUGGGACACAAAUAAAACUGUGGAAACUGUGCUACUUCCGCUGGGUUCCCGAGGCCCAGAUCAACCACGGGGGCUUCAUCACUGCUUUCCACAGAGUGUCUCUGCUGGCAGACGAAGUGGACAUGUUAAACCGGAAUCUUCGGCAGUACAAGAGCAACUCUCCUCUGCAAGGCAGCUGCUCGGAACUGGAUCAAAGCAAGAUGUACUUCAGAGCAAAUGGUCUACGUGACACCUCUGGGGCCCCAGACUUUCUCUCCUCCUCAUUCCCAUUUUCUCCUAUAGGGAACCUAUGCAGACGGAGCAUUCUGGGAACACCUUUAAGCAAAUUUCUAAGUGGUGCCAAAAUCUGGCUGUCCACUGAGACGCUUGCAAAUGAAGACUGAGAUGAUGCGAGGGUUGAAAGGUUUGGGGAGAACACAGCAUAUCAUUUUGUCUAAGUUAACACUGCUAAACGCGCCAUUGGAAGCUGUAAUAAUUUUUAUAUACAAACAUUACGUAAGUUUUGCACAAAUAUUGAAACGCAAAGCAAGUCAUGCUUCAAAUCGCACAAUUUUGCCCCCAGUCGUGCUCAUCUGCCAGGGCUUCUGGUCCCAGCCCCUCCCCUAGUUGCUGUGGUUUGGUUCCCUGUCUGCAGUGAAGCAGUCCAUUACCCGGUUGAAGGGCUGUGUGCUGUGCUCCUUCCUGACGGUUCUGCUUGAAAUACCUUUUUUUUUUCCCCACAUAGUGAGUGAAGUGUCUCUUGUGUCAAAGCCACUUGGCUAAUCAUAGUUAGGUGCAGUGGACACAGAGCAGCAGCUGAGAUCUGGGAACAAACCAUUUCAUGAGCUUGCCUCUUGGGAAAGGUCCUUAACCUGCACCCAGACACACAAGGACACGCAGCUGUUCUCUGCCUCGGUCGCCCUGUGUGUUUGUGUGUGUGUGUGUGUGUGUUCAUGCAGUGUGUGUCGGGGGGACCUCAUUCCAUUUCUCUCUCUCUCUCCAAAAUGUAUUCAUUAACAGUCAGAUAUGUGCUCUUUGUCAUGGACUUUAGACUAUAGGAAUAAACUUCAGGACAAUGCACUGUUAACCUUAACACAUUUACUGUAGAUAGGGUAUUGUAGUAGCUUUAGAAGUGCCUUUAAUUGGGAGGAAGCAGUAGCAAGAUUAAUGCAGCUGGCACUCCCUUCCCUUUUUACAGCAUUGUUAUGGUAAGUUCUUGCUCCAACCCCUGCUCCCUCCUCCAUUUCUGGAAAUAGCAGCAGGCCAGCUCAACAGCCAGCCAGCUUUUCCUCAUUCAGGUUAUGCCUGUUUGUCUCAUGAGAGCCUCACUGAGCACUCAAAUCCUCAGCAUUCCAUCCCUGCACGGACCCAGAUCCCUGCUGCACCUCUCCUCAGCCUGUUGUAGGAUGAAGUAGCUGUUGGCAGAAUCCAUGCUAAAGCCCUACAGAGUUCCAGACAGGAGGACAUGCUGCAAGUGGCCAAAUCCAUGAGGGUGCUUAGUGCUGUUGUCACUUGUAAGCAGGUGCUGGAAGAAAAGUGGUGAGUGGUGCCCUGUUUUUACAUGCCUGCCAGUCCAUACAGAUGGUGCGGUGGGCGAGCACUGCCUGAGGGAAUUAAAUCCAACAGCCUCCCUGGGCUUGAUGAGCAGCCACCUCUUUGCUCUAAAACCUUUCAAAUGAUACCUCUCCCCUGGGUGCUGUGCCAGAAAAAGCCUCAAGCUUGAUGGGGAGAAAAGCAAGAGAGUAAAGUAUGCUGGGAGGGUGGAAGGAAGGUAAUGUGUGAAGGUUUCUGUCAACUGCCUUCUAAGAGCAAGGCUGUGCUUUUGUAUUAACUGAUCUCUGUAAAACACAGCGUUGAACCAUCACUGAGCCUCUGUUCAAGUGUUGACUCACAAGUUCGGGCACUAAAGGUCUUGUGUGCUAGACUAGAAGCUAUUCUCAGUUCUCGGCAGGGUGAAGCAGCAUGGUGACAAUAUGCAGUAUAUUAGAGUUAAAAAAGGCAGGGAGCAAGAGGAUGUGGAGCUCUUCAUUUGUUUGUAAAAACCAAACUGGUCUUCAGCACAGUCUAAACCACAGUGUGCGUUUUGGAUGUCCAAGAUUGCUUAUUUAUUUUGGAGCAUGUGCAUCUGGAGCGCCCGUACAGUGCCAGCUGUGCGCUAGGAAGGGCAAGAUCUGCCUUGGCCCCAGGCUGCAGAGCUGGGGUGGGGGGGGGGGGGUGCUGGAGCUGCUGCCUCCUCACACUCCUGUGUCAGUGGGGUAAGCAGCAGGUCCUCGUGAAGGUGAGCUGUUGGGGGCAGGCUUCCUUUUUUAGCUAAUUAAGCCUGCAGCCCCUUUUUCUGCAGAGAAGCCAGGCACGUGGGCACAGGCGUGUGCAGGCGCGGGCACACACAUACACUCCGUCCCGUCCUGCCUUACGGCACGGUGCUGCCUGGGUUCCGCUCAGCUGUUUGUGAGGAAAAACAUGCAUUCACCUCAGUUGCCAACUUAUGCUGCAAGGUGGUCUCAGCAUGUUAAAUGGUCCACAAACCAGUUGUGUUUACUUACAAGCUUGCUGGAGCAGUCACCUAACUCCUUCAAUCCAUUAUUCAGUUGUUUGUAUUUGUUUGCUGUUGGGAUUAUUUUUUUUUCAGUCUUUUCUCCCCCAUUAGCUAACUGUUUUCCCUGGCCUGAUACUUGACAUAAAGGACCUCAACCUGUGUGCUUAGUGUCUUUUGGUACCAAUUGUUUUGGGGUUUUUUUUUAAACUACAGUUAAAACUAUGGUCUUUUUUUUCCUUAAAAGUUUAACUUUUUUUUUUGUUUAAGGUACCAAAAAAAAAAAUGUAAAUAAAUUACUCCACACGGGCAGCUGGUGGAAUUAAAAGAAAAAAAUUUAGGUAGUGCCCUUUGGGGGAAAACAUGGGUACUCUAUUUAAACAGGACUGUCUUUUGUAAGGAGCUUUCAGACAUUUUUACAUUUCAGUUCUAAGAUGUGUACAGAUGCUGCAGAUGGUCUUUGUAUUUUAUAUAUAGAGCAUGGGAGGGGGUUGAAAAUAAUAUGCCUUUAUAAUAAACAAAAACGUGUCUCAAUAUCUAUUUGCCAAACAGUACUAAAUGCUACACAGCUCACAAAGGAGAGUCGGGUGUGUAGAGGCUGAUGGCAACUGGCGGCAGGGGAAAGGGGAGCUGCUGCCUCCAUGGCCAGGCCCCUAGCUAUGGCCUGAGCCAGGCCCCCCAGGGCUGCCUCAAGCUGGGCUGCUACCCAGGAGCCUCAGUGAGGGCCAUGGGGCUGUGUGUGGUGUGUGGCACCUGCAGAUGUCCUUCCUUCCUUUGCUACCCAGGAGCCUCAGUGAGGGCCAUGGGGCUGUGUGUGGUGUGUGGCACCUGCAGAUGUCCUUCCUUCCUUUCCUUCCUUUCCUUCCUUUCCUUCCUUUCCUUCCUUUCCUUCCUUUCCUUCCUUUCCUUCCUUUCCUUCCUUUCCUUCCUCCCUCCCUCCUCAGUUAAACAUCUGCAUUUCUUCUCUUGACUUGUGAAAGACAGGUACUAAAUGUUCAUUUUAAACUAUUCUCCACACUGCAGCAUUGCCUUACCAACACAGUAACAUCUCUAACAACUUUCAGAAGCAAUUUUGGGGUGUGAGUAUGUGUCUUUUAACGCCUGUGUACAGAGUACUGACAUACGAGCGUGUGUGUAUAUAUGUGUGUGUGUGUUUGUAUACGUAUGUACACCUUUUCCAAUUCUAAUUUCUGUCCACCAUGCAAAACAAGAUACUGUUAAUGCCAUCUUGGUGUUGCAAGAGUUGAAAAACUACCAAGAUGUUUUAUCUUUUGUUGUCUGUUUCUAGAAAACAUGCACUAUUUUGGCUGUUCCUGGCUGUUCCAACCUUUGUACUACACUGUAAACCACAAAGGGGGAGGCAGGAAACGCUGGCUGAUGGGGCUCAAGUGACCCUCCAGUAUCACUAAUGACCGCGAGGCAGAGUUUAUGGUGGUCAGACCAGGGAUGCUGGUCAGACACACUGAGCUGCUGGUUUCUGCCACUCCAGAAAGGCAUUGCAAAGUGCCCUGUGUGUACCCAGGCCUGGGUGUGUGUCCCUGUGCACCUGCCUGCCACACCACUUUGAUAGUAACUGCCUUGUAUUUUUAAUGAAAAUGUAGCAAGUGGGGCAAAGGUUUUGGCUCACUCUCAGCCAGGAAGACGUUAAAACCAAAAACAAUCUCUAAUGAAUAUUUAAACAAAGGAUGAAAUCUUAAUUUUGCCUCUAACAUUAAGAGACAGAAAUCUGUACCUCAAAUUGCUCUAGGCAGUAGGCUUCUAAUGCUGUUGCUGUGAUGGUUUAGAAUUCACUAUUUCAACUGAAACUAAAACCUUUGUGCCUGAUAACGAUUUAUUGAGUAAAGUAGCAGUGCCGGGAGGAUUAUAAAAUCCUGAUGCUGAGUUGUGAAUGUGAAGUAAAUUAGACUAAAUAAAUUCAUACCUUUCCACAGUGAA